CCAGUUUCUUUUCUUUUGUUGCUUGGACUUGGGUCUCUCAGGCCCUGCCACUGAUCUGUGACAUUUAAUAAACUUAACUGACUCUAGGCUCCUUCUGCCCUGGUGGGGUUCUGAACUUCCCGCUGGCGGGGCUCCCAGAUGGAGCUGCACUAGGAGAACUGCUGUCACUGCGUGUCUCUUUGUACUGUUCAGAAUUUUUUCUAGUUCAUAUUUCAGUUAAAAAAAUUAAGCGUCACUUCAAAAUACUACUAAUUUCAAACCUUCUGUGCUAAAUAGAGUGAAAGGAAGUGCCUUGCUAACCCCAAGGCAGGAAGGCCCUCUGGUUUCCUGCUUCCCCCCCAGGGCCCAGCAGCAGGUGCUCAGGGAGCCUUGGGAGGGAAAGACAUGAGGGAAAUGUUUCACUUCGCACCUUCCUUCCCACACCAUCCUCCACAAAAACGGGGGGCAGGGGCCCCAUGUGCACAGCUGGCUUUCAGAGCUGCUACAGUGGGGAGUAGCUGGUUCUCCUUUCUUCCUACAGUGGGUGCGGGUCUGUCGGGGCCGGUGUGAGCCUGGAGCUGCAGCUGUGGGAGGGGAAGGGGAGCGGAGGAGGGUGGGCAAGUGGGUUGCUGCUGUGCUGGCGGGAACCAGCUGAAUGGGGUGGGGAUGUGUGUGUGGUUGCAGCUCUUGCCCUAGUGCUGAGGCUCUGCCUGUUCUUCUCCCCAGAACAGCUCCCUAGAGCCCUGCGUAUCUGCUCCGGCUGGCAGUAGAAGGAGCCUCUCCUGCCUUCCCCUUCUGAGUACCUGGGAUUUGAGGUCCAGAAGCAGCAAAGAUGUCCAAUGAGCCGCCCCCUCCUUAUCCUGGAGGCCCCACAGCCCCCCUUCUGGAGGAGAAGAGUGGAGCCCCACCAACCCCAGGCCGCACCUCCCCAGCUGUGAUGCAGCCCCCUCCAGGCAUGUCGAUGCCCCCCGCAGACAUUGGUCCCCCACCCUAUGAGCCACCGGGUCACCCAAUGCCUCAGCCUGGCUUCAUCCCCCCGCAUAUGAAUGCAGAUGGCACCUACAUGCCUCCAGGUUUCUACCCUCCUCCAGGCCCCCACCCACCCAUGGGCUACUAUCCACCAGGGCCCUACCCACCGGGGCCCUACCCUGGCCCUGGGGGCCACACCGCCACAGUCCUAGUUCCCUCAGGGGCUGCCACCACAGUGACAGUACUGCAGGGAGAGAUCUUCGAGGGCGCCCCUGUACAGACAGUGUGUCCCCACUGCCAGCAGGCCAUCACCACCAAGAUAUCCUAUGAGAUUGGCCUGAUGAACUUCGUGCUGGGCUUCUUCUGCUGCUUCAUGGGGUGUGAUCUGGGCUGCUGCUUGAUCCCUUGCCUCAUCAACGACUUCAAGGAUGUGACGCACACAUGCCCCAGCUGCAAAGCCUACAUCUACACAUAUAAGCGCCUGUGCUAACGGAGCCGGGACUGGACUCCGUGCUGUCAGUCUGGCCCCUUGUGCUUUUGCUCCCCUCGCUCAGUGGCUCGCUUCCGUGCUCCCACUUGGGGAUGGAAGCCAUUCCACCGGUCCCCUGGAAGUCUUGUCCUCUUUGGCUUGCCCUUCCCUGAGCAUCUGACUCUUCCGGCAAAAAUUCUGUUGGAUUUUAAGGCCAAGGGUCAGCAGACAGCAGGGGGAUAGCACUGAGCUUGUGUGUUGCUGGUUUGCUUGGUGUUUGUGAUCAGGAAGAGAAGCUGGGAAGAGUCUCCUCGCACGGUCUCCCUGCUGGGGUCUCAUUCCUCCAUUUCUGUACAAAGUAUAGAUUUGGUCCUAACUUUCCCUGGGACCAAAAGCAGCCAGAGCAGACCUGGGGCCUGCAGUAGGACUGUACCUGUAGCCACAGUUAUUUCUGAUCUCCUGGGCCAAGAGUCGGGGAGUGGACCCAAGCAGGAUAGGGUCCUAAGGCCUGGUCUGUUUCUGGGGUGCUAGAGGUGGGCAUGAUGAUUAGGAGGAUGACUCUGGCCCUUAGAAGUCUCAAACUCUUAACACUCUGUCCAAGUGCCCAGGAGUUCCCUGGGGUAAGGUAGAGAGCUCAGCACACCUCCAAGUCAUGGGGUGAAAUGUUGGACCCCAGUUUACUAAGAAGGGACUCGCCCCUGGCCCCCAUCCAGCUCCCUUUCUGGCCACCCCUCCACAAACCCCCACCUUUGCUAGGGCCAGAAGGAAUACCCAGAAGCCUAAUCCAUCUGUCCAUACCGUGUCUUUGCUGUGUAUCGGCAAGACCUUUGCCCAGUGGCUGGUGUGUCUCAACUAGGACUGGAGGUGAUGGAGAGAAGAGGCCCCUUGUAAGCACACUCACAUUUGUAGUGCUCUUGCCAUGGAUCCUCUUCUCAGGAAGUGCUGGGUGCUGGGCCCUGGCUGACUUGCUGUCACUGUGCUUGUUUUAACAGCAGGUACUGCAGCAGGAGCAGCUGUGGCACUGGACUGGGACAGGCCAGGGACAAGGAAGGAGCAGCCCCUGGUGGAAGUGCCCUGGUGGACACCUGCCCUGGGCCUGAGCCCACACUGUAUCUCGUGAAUGGUUUGUCUGUGAAUUCGCUCAUGUGGACCGCUGUAUCCUGCUGCCGCCCCUCUCCUGGUCUCGCACUGCCACUGCAUGGCCUCCUGUCACUGUGAAUCAUGGCUGGUCUCAGUUUGUAGUUUCUCAUUAAAUUGGCCCUUUCACUCCCCUGCCCGGGGCCUCUGCUCUCUUGGCUGGCUUCCUUCUUUGAUGGAAAGAGGGUGGGGGCUAGAAGUGGUCUAAGGCUUGAGUCCUCAGGGUCUUUGUGCUUGUGCUGCACUGACUGCCCAGGGAUGACAGUAUCUGAUUAAACCACACCCUUACCCAGCGUGGACAACCCGUGGGGGUCUACCUGUGACUGGGCCAGGGUAGGAUUUGGCUUUCACUGCACUCAAAGAGCGCCUUCCUCUCUCUCACACCGGUUUCACCCAUCUCCACGCCACGGCAUCUACCCACAUCGUCUGCAGGCUGGAGCCCGCUGGCUUGAGCUCAGGGUCACCCCACCCUGCAGGCAAAUACCCUUGCUCUCUUAAGCAAGACAGAGUCACUGAGGCUGAGGCUUCUGGUCUGAAGGCUAAUGGGGGCAGCCAGUCAGCCCCCAGGUUCUGAGCCAGCUCCCUCCCUACCCCUUAUCUGAACUGUGAAAAUGGGUAGGCUUGGUCAGUAGUUGAAGACAAAGUUUUCCCCACCAUUUAACCCUUUUCUGAAUAAAACUUUUGCAGAUCCUCAAUAUAUAAAACUGACUCCUAUCAAUAAAAAUAUUUAAGUUCA
This is a messenger RNA of Enhydra lutris kenyoni (northern sea otter), 3290 nucleotides long. Its product is annotated as cell death inducing p53 target 1. NCBI's taxonomy places the organism in Eukaryota, Metazoa, Chordata, Mammalia, Carnivora, Mustelidae. Gene Ontology annotation, molecular function: zinc ion binding. The record is from RefSeq and is a predicted model, not a curated record. Bases 812 to 1438 code for a protein of 208 amino acids. The transcript is spliced from 5 exons. Gene Ontology annotation, biological process: intrinsic apoptotic signaling pathway in response to DNA damage by p53 class mediator; tumor necrosis factor-mediated signaling pathway.